This is a messenger RNA of Hippocampus zosterae (dwarf seahorse), 2502 nucleotides long. RefSeq names its product F-box only protein 41-like. Gene Ontology annotation, cellular component: centriolar satellite. Bases 106 to 1230 code for a protein of 374 amino acids. Lineage: Eukaryota; Metazoa; Chordata; Actinopteri; Syngnathiformes; Syngnathidae. The record is from RefSeq and is a predicted model, not a curated record. Gene Ontology annotation, biological process: telomere maintenance; regulation of double-strand break repair via homologous recombination; regulation of DNA strand resection involved in replication fork processing. The transcript is spliced from 7 exons.
UGUCCGUCCUCCCGGGUGACGUCACGAGAACUGCCGCGCGUCUCUCCAGCGCGUUCGCGAAUGGACGUCUUCACAGGCGCGCGCGCGACCUAGCAUCCGCCAGUCAUGCAGCAAAAGAUUUGCUCUGGAGGUUCCCUUUCUUUCCACGAUGGCCCCCGCUCGCCGUUCUUCCACAGCCUGGACGCCCGCGCCGCGUGCCCGCACGAGUACGACGGCUUCAGCAUCACCGGGAAGCUCCCGGCGGGUCCGCCGCGCGACGCCGCCCUCCCGGCUGUCCGCGGCGUGCGGCGCUCGCUCAGUGACGGCAGGGACGCCGCCCACUUCCUGAUUUCCAGGAGGAGGACACGGAGCGUGGGCAUGCGACAGGACGGUGACCAGGACGAGGAGUGCGGCGAGACGGACGAGGAGGACGGGACCUCGGAUAAGCCGCCGGAUCGUCACGGCGGUUUUCGUCCGGGCCCGGCGCCGCUGCUCGAGCAUCACGGUUGUUCGGACGCGGACGAUGCUUGGUCCUCGUCAGCGGCGGGUAACGGAGGCUUGGUCGGCAUUGGCGGCGGCGGCGGUAGCGGCGACGGCUGCGGCGUCCUGCAGCAGCGGCUGGCUCGCGUCAGGUCGGAGCUGGCGCAGGCCGACACGCGGCUGCUGUGCGAGCGCGCCCACUCGCAGCAUUUGUCCCGCGAGAGGCAAGAAGUGGCGGAGAAGGAGCGGUCGCUGAGCCGGCAGGUGGACGUGGCCGUCAUGGUGAUCGCCGCCCUCAAGGAGCAGAUCAACGCCUCGGAAAGCGAGCUUGAGCGACGUGAAAGGCAGGUCCUAAGCAUCCAGAAGUUUUUGGAAAUGGCCGCGCGCCAGGAGACCAGCGGCAAGGUCCGAAUCCAGUUGUUCAUCGAGAACCUGCUGAGACGCAUCGCGCUGGCCGAGACCCUCCUGGAGGACUACCAGGUCCUCGAGGCCCCAACAAGUGUCGUCACGCCCCUCCCGGUCUGCCUAGCGAGUCUCACGGGCGUCUCGUCUUCUCAGGGACGGCAGACGCCGGCAACCGACCGCGACAAACCUCGCAGGAUCACCAAGAGCAGGUCGGCAGGGUGUCAGCUCUCGUGCGGUCUUCACGGCGACGCGCCGUCGGCCGAACAGCGCGAGCGUCUGGCGCACUCGUCGCGUCUUUUCUGCCGACCCGAACACCGAGUCGACAUCUGGAACCAGCGGCGGCGCUCGACCGGAUACGAGGCCUAACGCCGCCAGGAAGGAGGCGCGCUUGCGUCAUCACCGCGCGACUUCAAUUCUUCAUUUGACAGGCACAAGAGGCGGCCGGCGUUGUGGUGGUGGUUGUGUCCACGAUGCGAGCCAGAGUCCGCGCUUGGAAAUGACCCCACUGAGCCACGAGGACCAAAGCGGCAGCAGGAGGACAUUUUCAUGACAUCAUUGACCGCGCAUGUGUCGCAAGUGGACAACAUGGCAGACGCGGUGCCGUCUGCCGCGCACUUCCCGGUCUACUUGUGUCUUGCCCAAGUGUAUUUUGUGCCGUCAUAAUGCUAUCCGGCGCGUCAUCUUUCACGUCAAAGGUGAAAUCUCACUCGCAAGUUUUAUGUCAUGGGAUUGGCACGGGUGAAUAGAUACAUUCCAGUCAGUGAAGCAGCAUCAUUGUGCAGUCUCGUAGGUACAACGUUUAUUCAACGUGACAGUUAUCUUGUGACGUGUUUAAUGACGUGGCAGCCAACUAUACAUUUUAAUAAUAGUUUUGUUAUUAAAUGGGCAUGAAAAAUAUUGUUAUGAAGUUACUCGGACAAGAUAUUCUCAUUUUACUGCUACAAUGCAGAUGCAAAGUAUCCCUUUAAUCAACGAGUCAACCAAUCUAUCAAAUUAAUUGACCGCUAUUUAGAUCGAUUUACUUUGGAAAACAAUAAUCGACAUUUUCAGGGUGAGGGGGUUAAGGUUUAAGGUUAGGGGCAAGGUCCCUCCCCCCCAAAAAACGAUCUAACUGCAUAUAAGCUAGAAGAGGUCGAUGUUGAAGUUGCUUGCAAUGCUAUGUACAAUCCAGCAGGUGUCCGUAUUGGGCAACAAUUCCCAUGACACGUGACCACUUUCAUGUUAUACUUCUUGGACCGAACCAUCGAUUCGACUUACCCGACGACUGAAGGCAACGGCCGUUCGAUCCCUUGACGUGAAGUCGAGAGCUUUCCACCACCCUCUCGUCCGUCACCUUUUCUGACAAACCGGAGAGAAAAUAACCAGACGAGCCUCCCCCCUUCCUUGCGCAGCUGCCAGACACAGCAACUGAUUUGGCCGCGCCUCCUCUCCGACUGCCUCGUUCGGUCUCGCCGCGACGAGAGUUCCUUUCGAGGCAUAAAAUGGGACCAGAGACAGAUAAUUUUCCCAAAGAUCAUUUGAAUCAUUCUCCUGUCACGUCAUAUUUGAAUAAAUAUGAAGAAAAAAACCCAUUUCGUUUUGUGUUUCUUUUUUAACACUGCAAACUUACACGUUGAUCAAAUACUGCCCCAAUUGGAA